Molecule: messenger RNA, 678 nt
Organism: Erythranthe guttata (spotted monkey flower)
Lineage: Eukaryota; Viridiplantae; Streptophyta; Magnoliopsida; Lamiales; Phrymaceae
Product: nucleoside diphosphate kinase 1
Biological process (GO): CTP biosynthetic process; UTP biosynthetic process; GTP biosynthetic process
Molecular function (GO): nucleoside diphosphate kinase activity
Source: RefSeq, a predicted model, not a curated record
AUAUAUAGCCUCUGUAUCUCACUCCUCACUGUAUUGAAACUCGAAUUCCAUUACACAAACAGCCGCCUGAGUGAAAAAUGGAGCAGACUUUCAUUAUGAUCAAACCUGAUGGUGUUCAAAGAGGCCUGGUAGGUGAGAUUAUUGGCAGGUUUGAGAAGAAAGGUUUCACCCUAAAAGGUCUGAAAUUUAUGACAGUGGAUCGCUCUUUUGCUGAAAAGCACUAUGCCGAUUUAUCUGAAAAGCCGUUCUUCAGUGGUCUCGUUAAGUACAUAAUCUCAGGGCCAGUUGUUGCUAUGGUUUGGGAGGGUAAGAAUGUGGUGGUCACCGGAAGAAAGAUUAUCGGAGCCACUAACCCUGCUGACUCAGCACCCGGAACCAUCCGUGGUGAUUACGCCAUCGCUAUUGGCAGGAAUGUUAUUCAUGGCAGUGAUGCAGUUGAGAGUGCAAGAAAGGAGAUUGGUCUUUGGUUUCCGGAAGGAAUUGCUGAAUGGAGGAGCAGCCUUCACCAUUGGAUCAAUGAGUAAAACUUGAAAUUUGAUCGAGGCUACGAUUAUUAAUUAUUAUAUGUAUUGUCGUGGCUUAUAUAUGUAUCUUCAAGUUUAACUAUUUUGCGUCUUAAUUGUGAACUUUCUUGCCAAAAUCGAAUAAAAACUUGAGUGACGUAAUAUAUUUUGCAUU